CAGCAGCAGGAGCUCAUCUGUUGGACAGUGAAACUAAUCAGGAGCCAAGUAAAGUCUUUUCACGACUGCUAACAACAACAACAACGGGGGCUAGCAAAGCUCUUCAAGUCAACUGGAGGAAAGAUCGGGGAAGUGAAACACUAGAGACGCUUAGGGCGUACUUUUUCUCCGACGUUGAGGCGCACAACGCUUGCGCUAUGCUUUAGAAACAUCUACUGCUUCGAGACUAACAAGGCGAACAGCCUCCGGACGGACGUCAAUCCGAAGCUCGCGGCUAGCUCACUCAUAUUAGCCGGGGGAAGAAGUGUGCGAAUCACGGCCAUAAAAUGGAGUUGGACGACGUCGUCCUCUACCAGGAUGACUCCUGCAACUCCACCAUGAUGUCCGAUCGGGUCUCCGGUUUAGCCAAUUCCAUAUAUCGUGAGUUCGAGCGGCUCAUCGCCAAGUACGACGAGGACGUGGUGAAGGAGUUGAUGCCGCUUGUUGUUGCCGUGCUGGAGAACUUGGACUCGGUGUUCGCUGUCAACCAAGAGCACGAAGUGGAGCUCGAACUUCUGAAGGAGGACAACGAGCAACUUGUCACCCAGUACGAACGAGAGAAGUCGCUGAGAAAGCACAUUGAAGAGAGGUACAUCGCCAACGAAGACUCCCUGGAUGGGGAGAGGAAGGAUCUCCAGAGUCGAGUGGUAACUCUGGAGUCACGCUCGCGUCAGCUGGAGCUCAAAGCAAGAAACUAUGCUGAUCAAAUCAACAGAUUUGAAGAGAGGGAAGCGGAUCUCAAGAAGGAAUACAAUGCGCUCCACCAGAGACACACAGAGAUGAUCCACAGUUACAUGGAGCACUUGGAGCGAACCAAACACCAGCAUACGGUAACAGUGGAGCCCUCAGAUUCGGGAACAAGCACAAGCGCAUCUGCUCGAAUGCGGAAGGAUCGUCCCGUUUCCAUGGGCAUCUUUCAGGUCCCAGGGAUUGAUGGCAUGAGCACUGACCUCCACAGGGAGCCCGUGGAGGUUCACGCUGAACCUUGGAGAGCUAACAACCUCAGCCAUCCAAGGUCUAACACCAGCCUUAAGUUUGACGUCCGAAGUGGAAAGUUCAAAUUACCGAAUGAGAUGUCUGAUCAGGAUGAACUGGCCAAUACAAGCCACGAAGGAUCCAAAUCCAGCUCUCCAACCAAGCAGGGAGGUGUCUCCAAACAGAUCCCCUCCUCAUCAUCACAAGGCGGAACAUCCCAAACACCUCAGAUGGCUAGCUCGACAACAAACACCAUGAAAAGCGGUGACUGUCAAACUUCGGCGACAUCAUCAUCAUCGUCAUCCCACCACGGCGUGGCGUGUAGCGAUACGAGCCCUUCAUCCGUCGCAGUGAGUCAUUCUGGGUCUCCCGUUGCCUCGGGAACCGGAGUUACGCCGCAGGAACACGGUGGCCUCGACAAGAAUCUGGACUGCAACGUUGGUAAACCCAACAACAGUAAGAACGUUUCAAGCAUGCAAGUACAACAGGAGAAUCAGGAAGCGGCAGCUGUGGCUCAUGAAUGCAACGAAAACAAUCUGGAAAAGUCUGAAGUAUUGGCCAUUAUAGAGUCCACUCCUGAGCUGGACAUGGACCUCCAUGGCUGCCAAGGAACGAGCACCCCCACUAAAGGCGGCGUCGAGAAUCUAGCAUUCGACCGGAACACAGACUCCCUGUUCGAGGAGCUGUCCUCUGCAGGAAACGACUACAUAGGAGAUGUGGAUGAAGGAGCAGACCUUUUAGGUAUGGGUCGUGAAGUGGAACAUCUUAUCCAGGAGAAUACUCAACUUCUCGAGACAAAAAAUGCCCUAAAUGUGGUUAAGAAUGACCUGAUUGCUCGAAUGGACGAGCUGUCCUGUGAGAAGGAGGUCCUACAAGGAGAGCUUGACGCCGUGACACAGGCCAAGAUCAGACUUGAGGAGAAGAAUAAAGAUUUAGAAGACCAACUGAAGAAAGUUCGAGCUGAACUCGACAACAGCAAACACAUAUCCAAGACUGAGAAUGAAGAUGAUAGCGAUGUGCCCACAGCCCAGAGGAAACGCUUCACUCGGGUGGAAAUGGCCAGAGUCCUGAUGGAGAGGAACCAGUAUAAGGAGAGGCUGAUGGAGCUGCAAGAGGCUGUCAGAUGGACAGAGAUGAUAAGGGCAUCAAAGGAGAACCCAGUACUUCCCGAGAAGAAGAAAUCCAGUCUCUGGCAGUUUAGGCGUUUCAGCCGUUUGUUCAGUUCAUCGGGCGGCGCGUCGAAGAAACCUGCGGCUGAAGCUCCGGUCAACGUGAAGUACAACGCACCCACCUCGCAGAUUCAACCUUCUGUCAAGAAAAGGAGCAGUGCCUUGCAGCAACUGCCGAGCGACAAGAGCAAAGCCUUUGAUUUUCUCAAUGAGGAGUUGCCAGUGGAUAACAUGGUGUCCAGGCGAGAACAGAAGCGAGCACAGUAUCAGCAGGUUAAAGCCCAUGUGCAGAAAGAGGAAGAGGGGAGAGUGCAGGCUUAUGGCUGGAGCCUGCCCAAGAAGCACAAAAACAAUGGCGGUCAAGAGAAGAUGAAGCAUCUACCCGUUCCGGUUUUCCUUCGACCUUUGGAUGAGAAAGAUGCCUCCAUGAAGCUGUGGUGCGCUGCUGGCGUCCAUUUAUCUGGAGGGAAAACCAGAGAUGGAGGCUCCAUUGUCGGGGCCAGUGUGUUUUAUAGCAACGUAGCGGGACCAGAGAGCCCCAAAAAGAAAAUAGGGUCUCAGAGCAGCCUGGAAAAACUGGAUCAAGAACUCAAGGAACAGCAAAAGGAACUGCGACAACACGACGACUUGUCGUCCUCUGUGUGGAUUUGUACCAGCACCCAGUCGUCGACUAAAGCUCUUGUCAUUGAUGCCAACCAGCCUGGAAUUAUCCUGGACAGCUUUUUUGUGUGUGAUGCACAUGUCCUUUGUAUCACCAGUGUUCCAGGUGCAAGAGAGACAGACUAUCCAGCAGGUGAAGAACUAACCUGGAGUUCAGAGUCGGCGCCAACCAAAAAGGCCUUUUUGUCCGACAGCGGCGGCAGCACAUCAGGCUGCGAUAGCGUGCUCGGAGGCAUCACUGUCGUGGGCUGUACGGCUGAGGGAGCGACGGCCGUCCCUCAGACGGCAGGCAAAGAAAAUGGAGAAACCGAGGACACUGAAGAGAGUGAAGGCUCCGCUAGUCACAAAGGCGGCAUGUACAGUGAACAUGUCUUCACGGAUCCUUUGGGGCUGCAGCAGACAGCAGAGGAUUUUGCCGACUACUCUCAGAGAGAGUGUGGUGGUGACCUUGUCAAAGCUGGCACGAGUUCAAACGCCACUGCUGAGGAGCAAGAUCUGACGAGAGAAGAGGCUCAGAAGAUGAGCAGCGUCCUCCCCACUAUGUGGCUGGGGGCACAGAACGGAUGUGUGUAUGUCCACUCAUCGGUGGCACAGUGGAAGAAAUGUCUCCAUUCCAUAAAGCUGAAAGACUCGGUACUCGGCAUAGUACAUGUGAAAGGGCGCGUCCUGGUCGGCCUGUCCGAUGGCACCUUAGCCAUCUUCCAUCGCGGAGCUGAUGGACAGUGGGAUCUGACCAACUACCACCUGCUGGACUUGGGGAAACCUCACUACUCCAUCCGCUGCAUGACGGUGGUACACGACAAGGUGUGGUGUGGUUUCAGAAAUAAGAUCGUUGUGGUGCAGCCCAAAGCCAUGAAGAUUGAGAAGACAUUUGAUGCCCACCCCCGUAAAGAGAGCCAGGUCCGUCAGUUGGCGUGGGACGGUGACGGCAUCUGGGUGUCCAUCAGGCUGGACUCCACACUCAGGCUCUUCCACGCCCACACUUUCCAGCACCUACAGGAUGUGGACAUUGAGCCUUACGUCAGCAAGAUGUUGGGUACGGGGAAACUUGGCUUCUCAUUUGUGCGCAUCACGGCUCUCAUGGUGUCAUGUAAUCGUCUGUGGAUCGGUACCGGAAAUGGAGUCAUCAUUUCAAUCCCUCUAGUAGAAACCGCCAACAAACUAACCAAAGGAGCAGAUAACCAGGAAGGCAAUGCCAUUUGCGUCUACGGUGACGAGAGCAGUGACAAAGUAGCAGCAGGGACAUUUGUUCCAUACUGCUCCAUGGCCCACGCCCAGCUCUGUUUCCAUGGACAUCGCGAUGCCGUUAAGUUCUUCACCGCCGUCCCAGGUCAUGCCCUUCCAUCUACAACCAGCGGUGAUGAGAAGACCUCAGAUGACCCAUCCCAAAAUGAAACCAAGUCUAUGUUGAUAAUGAGUGGAGGAGAAGGCUACAUUGACUUCAGGAUGGGGGAUGAGGAGGGGGAAGCGGCAGAAGGGGCGGAUGCCCAAAUGAAACUUCACUCCCCCGUAUCUGUAGCUGAGCGCAGCCACCUCAUCGUCUGGCAGGUCCUGGACAACCAAUGAGACAAAAAUGACAAAUGAGAACCCUCCGACCUGCCUCAAGCACUUUGUUUUCCAAGCCAAACAAGAAGAAGUUAGUGGUUCUUCUUCCAGUUAUUGACCACAACUUUUCCUCCCCAGUUCAUACGAAAGAAAAGUAUUUAUUUAUUCAGCAGAUGUAUUUGAGCUCCCCCCCAGUCAUUUGAGGAGAAUAGGCAAGUCAUGAUAGCUGUGUUCCUUUGAAAUAGUGUAUAGGCAAUAAUGUAGAGCUGAAAACAAGCUUUUAAAUGUUUUCAUGUCCAAAAAUGUGUCUUUUAUUACCAUUUCAGGACAUGGAUUAUUAUUAUUUAGGUAUGGGGUUAAAGUAUUUCAAUAUGCAGCACAUAUUCCAGUCGGGGCAGCCCCAAUCUGUGCCUUUUGUGUGACAUUCUAAAUAUUGAAACUGACGUGAGAAUGUUUUACAUGAGAACAAAUAUGUGUCAGAAGAUGCAAGAAUGAAGUCGAAAGAGAACAUCAUUACAUAGCCGUCCGUGCAUGAUACUCUUGACAGCUGAUCGAAAAAUGUGCUCGCAAAGGACCACAAAAUGCAUGAUUGGCAAUAAUGUUGGGCGCAGUGUCACUUAC
Syngnathus acus (greater pipefish) is the source of this 5009-nucleotide messenger RNA. It is a transcript of the gene spag9b, whose product is annotated as sperm associated antigen 9b. NCBI's taxonomy places the organism in Eukaryota, Metazoa, Chordata, Actinopteri, Syngnathiformes, Syngnathidae. Gene Ontology annotation, molecular function: MAP kinase scaffold activity; signaling receptor complex adaptor activity; kinesin binding. The coding region runs from base 327 to 4409 and encodes 1360 amino acids. The transcript is spliced from 32 exons. Gene Ontology annotation, biological process: vesicle-mediated transport. The record is from RefSeq and is a predicted model, not a curated record. Gene Ontology annotation, cellular component: cytoplasm.